Mycosarcoma maydis (corn smut) is the source of this 3465-nucleotide messenger RNA. RefSeq lists its product as uncharacterized. Bases 1 to 3465 code for a protein of 1154 amino acids. Gene Ontology annotation, biological process: mismatch repair. Lineage: Eukaryota; Fungi; Basidiomycota; Ustilaginomycetes; Ustilaginales. The transcript has a single exon. The record is from RefSeq and is a predicted model, not a curated record. Gene Ontology annotation, cellular component: nucleus. Gene Ontology annotation, molecular function: ATP-dependent DNA damage sensor activity; mismatched DNA binding; ATP binding.
AUGCCGCCACCACCCUCGCAGAAGCCUGGUCAGGCCAGCAUCAGCGCCUUCUUCAAACCCAAGUCGAGCCAGCGCCCCAUCACCAAGUCUUGUCAACCGGACCGUGCUCAGGUCAGUAAUGGGUAUGCAAGAACCUCAAACUUGCUCGAUACCGAUACUGGCGCUUCCAGUUCAGCUCAGCCUCCACAUAAGCGCUCCAAGUUGAACAACAAGGACGGACCUCGUCGCGAAACAAUCGAUCGUAUGAGCAAAUGGAAGUUUACAGCGCUCCAGCCAUCUGACAACGUGUCCUCCGAGCUAGAUGAGGCUGCCUCGCAAGCAACGCCGACUGAACGCUCACAGCACGAUCAAGCUCGCCAUGACGCUUUCCGCAAGACGCUGCUGGGCCCCAACUUUGCGAUCGAUCGGCAUGCAAGCAACCAAAUGCAGAUCGACGACAUGUCGAGUGCGCACACCUUCUCGCAUAGCGAGUCCAGAACCAGUACUGGGACCAAGGUGGAUGCUAUGGUCGUUGACGACGACGACGACGACGACGACAACCAACACGAACAAGCCGCGCAGUCAGUACCUGGCACUUGGAACCGUUUUACAGGACUUGCUGCUCCCGAGUCGACACCUGCCCCUUGCUCUCAUCGAGACAGCUCAAUGAACAAGACAAAGGGCAAACCAAAAGCCUCCGGAGCCGGUACAGGCCCCAGCUAUACCCCACUCGAAAAGCAGAUUCUCGAACUCAAAGCCGAGCACCCUGGCGUCCUGCUCAUCAUCGAAGUCGGCUACAAGCUCAAAUUCUAUGGCGAGGAUGCACGCAUCGCGUCCAAAGAGCUCAGCAUCAUGUGCUUCCCCGAACGCAAUCUUCUCACCGCCAUGAUACCCGUUCAUCGUCUGCAUAUUCAUGUCAAGCGUCUCAUUCAAGCAGGUCACAAGGUCGGCGUUGUGCGUCAGAUUGAAACUCGCGCACUCAAGGCUGCCUCGAAAAACGCCUACACACCUUUUGUCCGCAAGCUCACAGCGCUCUACACUGCAAGCACAUGGGUCGACGACCUGUCAAGCCUAGACGAUUUGGCCGCGAACAUGGGAGAUGCGUACACAAACCAGCCAAAGAGCCUCAUGGCCAUCGUCGAACAGUCCGAGCGUGGCAACGCGCAGGCAGACAGGGUCAGCAUCGGCAUCGUCAGCGUCGAGGUGAAUACUGGUCAUCUGACCUAUGACCAAUUUUCGGAUGGUCACGCGAGGAGUGAACUCGAGACGAGGAUCGCCCACCUUGCGCCUGCUGAGGUGCUCAUCCCACCCCAGCUCACCAAACCCACAGAGAAAGUCAUCUCGUAUCUGCUUGGUAACGGUGCAGACGGCGGGGUUAGGAUUGAAAGACUUGCUGCCAUGCCGGACUACAACCAAGCUUUUCAGUCCGUCACGCGUUUCUACCGUGAUCGAGGGCUCGAGUCCCCCGAGGUACCCGAGGUACCCGAGGUACCCGGCAGUUCAGAGGCGGAUACCACGAGACUGGCGACGACGCUUGCAGACGGUGCAGACAAAAGGUCGAGUCCGUUGAUCUCGCUGAUCGUGUCGCUCCCGCAACUCUCGCUUAUCGCUCUGGCCCAAAUCAUCCAACAUCUGCAAGCGUUUCAACUCGAAUCCAUCUGUACGCUGUCGACCAACUUUCGCUCCUUUUCAUCGCGCACCACGAUGUUGCUCAACAGCAAUACGCUUGCCAAUCUUGAAAUUUUCCGGACGGCCAACGAGCAGACUGAACGUGGCAGUCUGAUCUGGCUGCUCGACAAGUGCAAGAGCGCCAUGGGCAGGAGGCUGCUGCGCAAGUGGGUCUCGCGACCCUUGACCGACAUUGACAAGCUCCAAGAACGGCUCGACGCGGUGGAGGCGCUUCGAGACGGCAAGAGCUACGUUCUGAGGCGACUCGAUAGCGUGCUGCAUGGACUCCCGGAUUUGGAAAGAGGGCUAGCGCGCAUGACGUACGGCCGUGCGACACCUACGGAGCUCGCCACGGUCUUGCUCUCGCUAAACCGAGUGACGCAGGAGUUCAAAGCGGACGAGGCAGCCACUUGGAAGACACAGUCGUCACUCAUCGACACACAUCUGCUCUCACUUGCAUCGGGAAAGCAAGUGGUGCAGACCUAUCUCAACCAGAUCUCGAUCAAAGAAGCGCGCGCCAACAACAAAGCGGACCUGUAUCUGGAUGCGGAUGUGUUCCCUGCGAUCCAAGCAUCGAAGGACAACAUGGCGAUCAUCGAUGGCGAGCUGCGCGAACAUCUGCGCGAGAUACGAAAGCUGCUGCACCGGCCGAGUCUGGACUACGUGAGCGUCGCGGGUGUCGACUAUCUAGUCGAGGUUCGAGUGGCCGACGCGAAAAAGGUGCCUGUGGAAUGGCUGCGUGUGAGCGCGACGAAAUCCAUGGUUCGCUUCCACACACCCGAGGUGAUGCGCUUGUCCAAGAUUCGCGAUCAGCACAAGGAGACGCUGGACGCCGCUGCUCAAGAGGCGUUUGCGAGGUUUGUGCGCGAAUUGUGUAAGAGCGAGUACGUGGUGUUGCGCAAUGUGGUGGCGAGUUUGGCUGUGUUGGACGUGCUGCUUUCGCUAGCGCACGUGGCGCGUGCGGCUGGAUAUACACGGCCGGUGUUUUUGCGCCAGCCUCAGGACGCGGAGGCGUCGGUGCCGGUCGAGAUCAUAGGUAUGCGACAUGCGAUUCUGGAAGUGGUGUCGGCUAUGCCAUAUAUUCCGAAUGAUGUGAGUCUGUCUACUGGUGAUUCGGGAGCGGCGAUCUUGUUGAGCGGGUGCAAUAUGGGCGGGAAGUCGUCGGUGGUGCGUGCGCUGGGGUUGGUGAUAAUAAUGGCGCAGAUUGGGUCGUUUGUGGCUGCGGACGUGGCUAGGAUCGGGGUGCAUGAUGCGGUGUAUGUGCGUAUGGGAGCUCGCGAUCGUAUGUUUUCCGGGCGCAGUACGUAUAUGGUAGAAGUUAGCGAGACGGCUGAUAUCCUUGGCUCACUGACGAGUCGCAGUAUGGUGAUACUUGAUGAGUUAGGGCGCGGUACAUCGUCUCGCGAUGGCUACUGUCUUGCAGCCGGGGUGCUUGAGUACCUGCUCACACUUGGCUGUCCUCCGAAUACUGUCUUUAUUACGCACUACCUGCAGCUUGCGAGCAUGCAACGUCGGUAUCCUCAUCUGCGCAAUAUGCACAUGGCGUUCACGUCGAAUUCCAGAAAUCUCCUGGAUCCCAUCCACCUCGUCUACAAACUGCGUCCCGGUAUCGCGCACUCGUUCGGCAUUCACGCCGCCCACCUAGCACGUCUGCCCCUCCAGAUCAUCCAUUCCGCUUCCACCAUCUCCAGCGCCCUCUAUGCCAAACACACCAACCGAUCCGCUUUCCUCGUCCUCAAACACGCCUUUGCCAAUCCACCCCAGCUUGCCACCGUAUCUACCCUCCAACACCUCCUCUUUACUCACCCUCCCACUUAG